AUGGAGAGAACUGUCACUAUCGACAAGGCCAUCAACGCCAUAAAAACCGCAGCCGACGAAAUCCCUGCAGAAGAUUUUAUCUCCUAUUCUACGAUUCUGGAUGUGCAUCUUUCGUAUGCUCAUGAGUUUUUCUCAGAGGAGGAUCAGAACUCACUAUUAGAGACCUUGGCAGAUAUACUCAAUACCCAUGAGGAUCUAGCCCGCGAUAUUUCCUGGGAUCUCGUAUCGGUUCUACUCCCAUUUCUGGAGUCAUCAGCUGCGACAACACUUCAAACUGCAGAAUCUUUAAUUGCGUCUACUGCUACAAAAGGAAACCCCAAAGAGGUCUUCAUCAAGGUUCUAGAGUCGCUGUCUUCGCUUAGCUGGGCACCUAACGUAAGUCACAAAGACGACGAAGAUGAGGAUGAGGACAAAGCUGUACACUCUGGAGACGAAGAUGAAGAGAAGGUGGCUUCGGAAGAGGAGGAGGAGGAAGAGGAGGACAAGGAGCUUCACAAGCAUUCACUCAAGAAAUUCCAUGCUCUGCUUUCUGCACUAUCGAUUGUGCACCCCAGGAUUAGAGCUAAAUGCCCGUCCCGGUUCUUGUCAACCGAAUUGACAACGUUGCUGGGCGUUGUCAUGAAGUCAGUUCAGUGGCUCGAAAGGGAGGAGGUCGACGGCGUCUUAAGAGCCAUACUGGAAUUCGUAGAACUAGCUAAACCGGAGCUUCCGCGUGGACCUCAGUCAAGGAAACCAAGUGUGGCGCAAGGAGAGAGACCACCCCUACCUCCGAGAACCUCGACUGUAGAUGCUACUACUACUGCAGAGGUUGCCCCGGCCAAAGAUGAUAAGGAGCUUUUGCUCCAGGCGAGACUGCUUGUGUCGUUCCUGACACAUAUCUUGGAGAUCUAUCUACUUCGAACCAGAACUCGGUAUAAUAAGACCUCAGUAGAAUAUGUCGAGAAAGCGCACAGUCACGGUAGUCAUACACACCCAACUGAAGACGAGGACGAGGACGAGUCAAGAGGACUGAUCCUUGGAUGGGCUGGUGAUUACGACGAGAAGGUUACUAGGCUCGGGAAAAGUAAGGUUCCCGGAGGUCAAACUCUCAUUGACGACGAACGAGAGGCUAGAGCAGGAAGAAGGGACGUGAAGCAAAUAGUUGAGGAGAUCUCAGCCCUAUGUGAUGGACUAGGAUUAAAGAUCGAGGAACUACUUAAGAUAGUUGAGACAAUUGACGAACCCAGCGAAAAUCAUGACGAGGAGCAUGAACACAACGACGUUUCUGCGCCCUCUACCGCCGAUGAAGUCCCCCUAUCAAAAAUAGGCUCUCUUUUCCUCCUCGCCGAAAAGCUCUCAAGUCAGAGUUUCUACGAAUUCACCGCCGGAAUCUUCCCCGAACACCAAAAGAUCUCUCGCAACUACCUCAUUUUAGGCCCAGGACAAUCACAGCCCCCAGUUUUAGAUGCAGUCCUUUACCUUGGUGCGCUCAUCCUCCAUGAAGGUGUAGGCCUUAAUGAAAUCCCUCUUCAGAUUGAAGAGUUCUUAAUAUACCUUCAAACAUUCGCCGCCAUCUCCGCAACUGCCACCUCUCCUCAGAUUCGUUUCCUCGCAAACGUCCACGUCGCUACAUGCCUCAAAAAACACCCCGAUGAGGCGGUGCGUCUAGCAUACAUCAAAGACACACUCGAACACUGUCCUUUCGAGUCUCUUAAGGAGCGCGUCGUCGUUUUCCUGAAAGACGAGAUUAUUGCCGCUACCUCACCUUCCCCUACAUCCUCAGCACCAUCGACGCCAAGCUCUAUCUUCGGCUCAUCACUCGCGCUCCAGGAGCUCUCUUCUGCCCUCUUCCCAGAUGUUGCCGAACUCCUUUCAGGAUCGGAUCAACAGAACUGGUCCGCGCUUAAGAACGCAUACCCAACUUUUGUGGCGACCGCGAACUUGUACUACUUCUUACUGAAGUCGCCGGCGACACAUGGAAGAGUGGGCGUGUGUGACAAGAAGCAUGUCGACAGAGUGGAGGAGAAGUUCUUGGCGCCAUUGAGGAAAGCUGUUGAUGGCUUCAAAGGUGUGGAAGAGGCCGGAAUGGGGUUCGAAAUGGAAAUUCUAAAGGAAGUGUUGGAGAGGAUUGGUGAGGUAAAGAAGAGUGUGUUGAACUAA
Molecule: messenger RNA, 2139 nt
Organism: Morchella sextelata
Lineage: Eukaryota; Fungi; Ascomycota; Pezizomycetes; Pezizales; Morchellaceae
Exons: 4
Coding region: 1-2139 (712 amino acids)
Biological process (GO): cellular response to oxidative stress
Cellular component (GO): cytoplasm
Source: RefSeq, a predicted model, not a curated record